Messenger RNA from Ylistrum balloti, 495 nucleotides. RefSeq lists its product as uncharacterized. Bases 1 to 495 code for a protein of 164 amino acids. The transcript has 5 exons. Lineage: Eukaryota; Metazoa; Mollusca; Bivalvia; Pectinida; Pectinidae. The record is from RefSeq and is a predicted model, not a curated record.
AUGGCGGUUACUCUGACAUCCCGAUUAUGGUUUAUUUCAGCUGUGAUCACAAGUUCCACUGUCAAAUCAACGCCAGUCGAUGCUUUGCCAAUACAUAGCUCGUGUCCAGUGCUUUAUGAAAACUGCCCAAGAGGUACCGUUCCGUCACACAGCGUUUUUGACCCGGCCGUCGGUGAAUUCCAGCUGUCGUGUAAAGAAUCGGCAAUGCCAGACGGCGAGUGUGUACUGUUAGAUGAUGACAAACGAUCACAAUCAUUCAGGUGUCCCCCGAAUCACGCUUUGGUAGGCAGGGAUAAACAGCGCCCCGUCUGCUGUAAGCUCAAAGGUGUCUGUCUUACAGAUUGUUUCAUACCCAAGGUUUUAUACUCAUUUAAGAUCGGGUUUGAGUUUGAUAUUCAGGAAGGCUACGCCCUGGUUGGCAAAUAUAGCUACGGGAUGUGUGAAGAAGAUCCAAGCGUCUUUCAGAUUGAGAUAUGUAAAUUAACACAACACUGA